Miniopterus natalensis is the source of this 1736-nucleotide messenger RNA. The record is from RefSeq and is a predicted model, not a curated record. Lineage: Eukaryota; Metazoa; Chordata; Mammalia; Chiroptera; Miniopteridae.
UUUUUUUUAACAGCUUUAUUGAUACAACUCAUCCCAGACAGUGUGAACGUCAGGAAAGCUAGAUAAAUGUAUCUUAACUUAGUACUGAGUUUUAUGCACCUUUUUCUUGCAGAAAAAGAACAGCAGGAAGCAAUCGAACAUAUCGAUGAAGUACAAAAUGAAAUAGACAGACUUAAUGAACAAGCCAGUGAGGAGAUUUUGAAAGUAGAACAGAAAUAUAACAAACUCCGCCAACCAUUUUUUCAGAAGAGGUCAGAAUUGAUCGCCAAAAUUCCAAAUUUUUGGGUAACAACAUUUGUCAACCAUCCACAAGUGUCGGCGCUGCUGGGAGAGGAAGACGAAGAGGCCCUGCACUACCUGACGAGGGUCGAGGUGACGGAAUUCGAAGACAUCAAGUCAGGGUACAGAAUAGACUUUUAUUUUGAUGAAAAUCCUUACUUCGAAAAUAAAGUUCUCUCCAAAGAAUUUCACCUGAAUGAGAGUGGUGAUCCGUCUUCGAAGUCCACUGAAAUCAAAUGGAAAUCUGGAAAGGACUUGACGAAACGUUCGAGUCAGACACAGAACAAGGCCAGCAGGAAGAGGCAGCACGAGGAGCCCGAGAGCUUCUUCACCUGGUUCACCGACCACUCGGACGCGGGCGCGGAUGAGCUGGGGGAGGUCAUCAAGGACGACAUCUGGCCCAACCCACUGCAGUACUACUUGGUCCCGGACAUGGACGACGAGGAGGGCGAGGGGGAGGAGGAAGACGACGACGAGGAGGAGGAGGAAGGGCUGGAGGACAUCGACGAGGAGGGCGACGAGGAGGAGGGCGACGAGGACGACGAGGAGGAGGAGGGCGAGGAGGGCGAGGAAGACGAGGGAGAGGAUGACUAAUGGAACACUGAUGGAUUCCAGCCUUUUUUAAUUUUCUCCAGUCCCUGGGAGCAAGUUGCAGUCUCUCUUUUUUUUUUUUCCUCUUGUGCUCAGUCGCCCUGUUUUGAGGUCUCUUUUCUCUCCUUUACACCAUGGUUCUCACCUUACUUAGGGGGGAUGUAUCUUGAGCAGAACACAGUGGGAAAAGAAUCUCUGCCCCUUUCUGUUCCAAAUUCAUUUUUAUCCCUUCCUGUCUCAAGAAAAACUUCAUGGAAUCAACACCACCGUGCUCUGUGGGAAAAAAGAAAAACCUUCUGCUCCCUUAGCCCUGCUGGGAGCCGGAGGGUGCUAGGCCCCUGUGUAGUAGUGCAUAGAAUUCUAGCUUCCCCUCCUUUCUCUGUAUAUUGGGCUCAGAGAUUACACUGUGUCUCUCUGUGAAUAUGGACAGUCAGCAUUUACCAACACGUACCUGUCUACUUUCUCUUGUUUAAAAAAAGAAAAAAAAAACUUAAAAAAAGGGGGGGUUAUAGAAGGUCAGCAAAGGGUGGGUUUGAGAUGUUUGGGUGGGUUAAGUGGGCAUUUUGACAACAUGGCUUCUCCUUUGGCAUGUUUAAUUGUGAUGUUUAACCGACAUCCUUGCAGUUUAAGAUGACACUUUUAAAAUAAAAUUCUCUCCUGACGAUGACUUGAGCCCUGCCACUCGAUGGAGAAUCAGCAGAACCCGUAGGAUCUUACUCGGAAUUGACACUCUAUAUUGUAAUUUUGUUCCUGUUUAUUUUUAAAUUUUCUUUUUGUUUCACUGGAAAGGAAAAGAUGCUCAGUUUUAAACGUUAAAAGUGUACAAGUUGCUUUGUUACAAUAAAACUAAAUGUGUACACAAAGAA